AUGUCCGACCAACCGCCUCGCAAGAAGUCGAAAUGGGACGACGAUGAAGAAGAGUUUGCACUGGAGAAGGAGCGCAGACGCGCACAGAAGCUGGCAGCUCGCCUGAUGAGCGAGAAGGAACAGCUGGAACGGUCUCGCGAACGGGGCGCGACAGACUCUCCGCGCGGAAGUGGGCGGUCGAGCGUUGAGAGCACGCCAAGACGGGUUGCACGGGACGACGAUGGGCUGGCACGAGCGCGGAGAGUACCGAGACGGGGCAGGGCUGCGCACCCGCUUCUCGAGAGCUGCCGGUCCGUGUAUUGCUACGAGCGCCUCAACGAGAUCGAGGAAGGGAGCUACGGCAUCGUCUUCCGCGCCCGCUGCAAGUCAACGGGCGAUAUCGUCGCGCUCAAGAAGCUCAAGAUGGACAAGGAGAAGAACGGCUUCCCCAUCACCAGUCUGCGGGAGAUACAGACGCUGAUGACCGUGCCGCACGAGAACAUCGUCCGCGUGCGUGAGGUGGUCGUGGGAGACACGCUUACGCAAGUCUUCAUCGUGAUGGACUUCAUCGAGCACGAUCUCAAGACGCUGCUCGCCAACAUGCCGACACCUUUCCUGGCAUCCGAGAUCAAGACGCUCGUCAUGCAGCUCCUGUCAGCAAUGGCCGCAUGCCACGACAACUGGGUCAUUCACCGCGACUUGAAGACUAGCAAUCUGCUCAUGAACAAUCGAGGGCAGAUCAAGGUCGCCGACUUUGGAUUGGCGAGGACGUAUGGCGACCCGCUCGGCGACAUGACGCAGCUGGUGGUCACAUUGUGGUAUCGCGCGCCCGAGCUUCUCUUCGGUGCGACGGAAUACACGACGGCGGUCGACAUGUGGUCAAUAGGGUGCAUCUUCGGCGAGCUCAUCCUGCGAGAACCGCUGCUGCCCGGCCGAGGCGAGAUUGACCAGGUCAACAAGAUCUUCAAGCUCCUCGGCCGCCCGACGGACGAGCUCUGGCCAGGCUUCCGCAAGUUGCCUAACGCCAAGUCCUUCAAUAUCGACGCCGCGCAGCCUUACUCCACCCUCUCCCGCACGUUCCGCUACCUCACUCAAUCCGGCCUUGACCUCCUUUCCCGGCUCCUCACCUACGACCCGGCGAAGCGCAUCACGGCGGAGGAGGCGCUCAAGCACGCUUACUUCGAGGAAAGCCCGCUGCCGAAGGACCCGAGGCUGUUCAACUCGUUCCCUAGCGUGGCGAGCGGCGAGAAGAAGACGACCCUUGCUUCUCCGUCGGCGCCUCAAGCGGGAGGCGGCUACGAUUUUGUCUAG
Rhodotorula toruloides NP11 is the source of this 1290-nucleotide messenger RNA. RefSeq names its product cell division cycle 2-like protein. Gene Ontology annotation, cellular component: nucleus. The transcript is spliced from 8 exons. The record is from RefSeq and is a predicted model, not a curated record. Gene Ontology annotation, biological process: protein phosphorylation; regulation of mitotic cell cycle. Bases 1 to 1290 code for a protein of 429 amino acids. Gene Ontology annotation, molecular function: ATP binding; cyclin-dependent protein serine/threonine kinase activity. NCBI's taxonomy places the organism in Eukaryota, Fungi, Basidiomycota, Microbotryomycetes, Sporidiobolales, Sporidiobolaceae.